AGAAGAUGUGUUUUGAAAAUGUUGGUGGCUUCCCAGACCUUGAUUCAGGAUACAAUGCAAAGAAGAAUUCACAAGACAAACUUUGUAUUGAAUAAAAUACACAUUUCCCCUUGUUUUGUUGUAUUUUUGAAAACAAAUACGCAUUGUAUUAUGGCUAGUUGAUACUGAACUUUGAUGAGACUACUUAUUUUGCAAUGGAAAAAUAUUGUUUUGAGCUAGUUGAUCUUGGCUUCAUUUCAAAGAUUUUUUACUUCAAUUUAUUAUUUCCUUCAGUACAUAUAGAAUUUUGGGCAAGAACAAAACUGCAGAAGCUGCAGGUUAUAUAGUAGGGUUUUGGACAGCAAAACUAGAUAAAUGUAAAAUUAAGUCUUUUGGGUGGGUGACAAUUUUACAAAACUGAAGACCUUUCUACCAAAAAUAAUUUGUUGGUUAAGAUCGGACAAAUGGCAUUUUUCAAAAACUUUCAACAAAAUCUGAGCCUUCCUUCUGUGUCUUCUCUGGUUGACGCUCUUAGUAACGCUGUAGAUGAUCUGACCAGUGCUGUUGGAGAGGUCAGCUAUACUGUAGCUGAUUCAGUCGCAGAGCAGGUAACAAGCAUGAUAAAUGGCCUUCGCACAGAAGAUGAAAACUCUAGAAUGCAAGAGGAUAAAUCUAUGCCUAUUAAAGAGGAAAAUAUAACAUCAUUGGCAGAUUCUAAGGAAACUAAUAUGAAGGAAAAAAGAUGUGUUGAAGAAGAUAAACAUAAGCAGACUCAUUAUUCUGAUUCAUCAGAUUCUGUAAAACAAGAGUUGAAUCAAGUUAGAAUGUCAGUUCAUGUCCAGGACAAAAGAAACAAUCAAUUAAAACGGGGAGAUGCUAACAAACAUUCUAAUAAUAUGGAAGUUUCUGAAGACAUGAAAAAAGUAGGAAGACAUGUUAAAAGCAAAGGAGCCACUGGAAAUAAAUACUUGGAAAAUGAAAAGUUUUCAAAGGAUAAUAAUUUGAAUAGUAAUACAUUUAUAACAGAUGAAUCUAUUAUUAAAGACCCAGGCAAUGGGUUACAUGCAGUACUGGAAAAUUCUAAGGAUCACUUGCAUAGAAAAGUCAAAUCCAGGGCUUCAGCUAUUGAUUUUCAGGACCCCAAAGAGCAGCCCUGUACAGAUGGAUACAAGGAUUUAGAAACAAAAGCAAAUGACGUACCAAAGCAGAGAUUAUCAGAGUCAAUUUCUAAAAAGGCACCGAGUGAUCAUCCUGAUUGUGUUAAUGAAGUAAAAGCAAAGAAAUACAAAACUUUUUCUGAUGGUAACGAACAAACCAUAAUGAACCAUGAAGAAAAUGCAACAACCGCAUUUUCUAAAGAAGGUAAAAAGAGAAACUAUAAGGAAUCAGAAAAGAUUUCAAGAGAAGUAAGUAGCAAGAAGACACCAGAAAAAGACAACUCGUACAUGAAUAAAGACCAGCAUGGUUCCUCCUCUGAAAGUGAAGACGAGGCAUUGGGUAAAUACCAUGAGGCCUUGUCCAGAACACAAAGUUCCAGGCCACCAAUGGUAGAUAGCAGACAGCAAAAAAAUUAUAUUUGGGAAACUAGACAAAAAUAUAGCCCUCUGUCUGCAGAGUAUGAUGGGUACAGUAGUGAAGCCUCGAUAGAUGAAGCAAACUGUAUUCAAAGAAUGAGAAGAACACCUCCACUGGAUGAACUGCAGCCUCCACCAUAUCAGGAUGAUAGUGGUUCUCCUCACCUCUCUUGUACACCCUCUGAAGUUGAUGACAGUAAAUGUGAAUUUUCCCACUGUAGCAACAGUCCAAGAUGUUCAUACAAGUGCCCAAGUGAAGGAAGCACUGGACAUGAAAUAGAAAGCUUCCAUAACAAAGGAUAUGAAGAGGAUGUACCCAGUGAUAGUACUGCUGUCCUUAGCCCAGAGGAUAUGUCAGCUCGAGGAUCAUCUUCACAGCUUCCUAAACCUUUUGAUCCUGAGCCAGUAGCUAAAUACGGCACGCUGGAUGUGACUUUUGACUAUGACUCACAAGAACAGAAGCUUCUAGUAACAGUGACAGCUGUCACAGACAUCCCAACAUAUAACAGGACAGGUGGAAACUCAUGGCAAGUACAUCUACUUCUCCUACCUAUAAAAAAACAGAGAGCAAAAACCAGCAUCCAGCGGGGACCAUGCCCUGUCUUCGCAGAGACAUUCAAAUUUAAUCACGUUGAAUCUGAGAUGAUUGGGAAUUAUGCAGUUCGCUUUAGACUGUAUGGUGUACGUCGCAUGAAAAAAGAGAGGAUUGUGGGGGAAAAGAUUUUUUACUUAACCAAAUUGAAUCUUCAAGGGAAGAUGUCAGUACCAGUGAUAAUGGAGCCUUCUUACAGUCUUUCUGGCUGUGACUCUCAAAUAAGCAUGUCAGAAAUGUCCUGCAGCGAAAGUACCUCCUCUUGUCAGUCCCUGGUACAUGGCUCAGCUCCAGAAAUCCUGAUCGGCCUACUUUAUAAUGCCACAACUGGAAGACUAUCAGCAGAAGUGAUAAAAGGCAGCCACUUCAAAAACUUGGCAGCAAACAGACCACCCAACGGACUGUUCUGUUGUCUAAAACACUUGAUAGGUGGACAGGUUUAUAUAAUCCGAGAUACAUAUGUUAAGUUAACACUGCUGAAUUCCAUGGGUCAGGAGAUGUCCAAGUGCAAGACAUCCAUCCGCCGAGGGCAGCCAAAUCCAGUAUACAAAGAAACCUUCAUUUUUCAAGUGGCACUAUUUCAGCUUUCAGAUGUGACGCUUAUACUGUCUGUGUAUAAUAAACGCAGCAUGAAACGAAAAGAGAUGAUAGGCUGGAUUUCUCUAGGUCUCAACAGCUCAGGAGAAGAGGAACUAAAUCACUGGACUGAAAUGAAAGAAUCCAAAGGACAACAAAUCUGUAGAUGGCACUCAUUACUAGAGUCUUAAUAGGUAGUACCAAGGGUCAGUUGUGGUUCCAGGGAGUUCCAUGUUUAACAAGACUGUCCCUUAGUCACCACCAAGAGAUCUGUUAUGGAAGUGACAAAUUCAACCUUCCACCUUAAAGAAUGCACAAUGUGCGAUGGAGCAGAACAUUUUACACAUUUUCUUCAAUUAAUUUGUCAGAUACCUCACUGGUGUCAGAUUAAACCUUUCUGUACACAGAUGAGAGAGCAAUUGCUCCAUCCCCUUGAUGCAUUCAAUACUGUUUAGUUUGGGAUUAUUUUCUAUUUAGCAAUUCAAAUAUAUUUUAUGUAAAAAUCCCCAAAUUAUUAUAAAAUCCUCCUAUCACGUUGGGGUUUUUUAGUGCUCUUAUAUUUUUAGUUUCUGACCUGCCAACGUCCCGAUUUAGGGACACUGGCCUUUAAUACAAGAAACAAAUUAUUAAACUGUGAAACAAGAAAACCAAACAACAACAAAAAAUCACCACCACUUGGGAAGAAAGCUUAAUAUUGAAUAUAUUGUUAUUUUAGAUUGAUUUUGUUUUUUAGGGCUUAGUUGAAUUAACUUUUCAUUUCUGAUGUGAAAUUAGUCUGAAAAACUCUAGGACUCAGUGGAAUCAGGUGAACUUUGACAUAAAAUAAAUGUUUCUUCAAUCUGUGACAGGAACAAGCUCCACAUUGUGGCAUAAAUUGGGUUUUUCCCCAUUUGCCUGUGCUUGUGCCUCACCCAAAGAGACCAGAUCACUGUUCUGGUCCCUUGCAAGUCUGUUUAGACAGGUUGUACUGUAAAACUAUGUAACUUUCUGUUGAAAGCACUUCCUGUAUUCAUGUAUUCCAAUAUAGGAAGCUUAUAGAGCACGAGUUUACUAAAAAUAUCUUUUCAUUAAACCAAUUGAUAUGCAUUUCUUUAAAAUGUCAAUAUUGUGAAGAUUAUGUUGAAAGAUCACAAAAGAAACAGUAGUAGUUAAACUGCUAAGGCAAAGGACCAAUUCUGUGAUUUUGGGGAAAAGAAAGAUAUUUUUGUUUCCAUGGCUGGUCAUAUGAAUUGCAGAGUUUCAAGAACCAUAAUUUCUAGUCUUGUUGCUGGAGGAUGAAUACAGGGGAUCUAGAAGAGAGUUAUUUCCUCUCUAUUUUCCGGGUGCCAGAGAGAAAUAGGGCUAACCCAUGAGUUGUCAGGGCUUGCAUGGAACAUUGAACUCCCAAAUGUAUGGGUCCAUUUGCUCUGCAUCUAUGUAAGGCUGGCACGGUUGGUUUCAUAGCAAUGUCAUGGUGAAAAAAAGCUGUAGCAUAAUGGACAAAUUUUGCCUUUGGAUAUAUACCCACAACUUCCACCGACAUCAGGGAAGUGUGUGUGUGUGUGUGUGUGUAGCUGAGGUUUGGGCCUAAGUACCGUAAGUACAGUAGAGUUUCACUAAUUCACACUGACUGCCAGAUCCAAUUCAGAUUACUAAAUAUCGUGGAUGACUCAGUAAGUAAUGACACCGUUUUUUUUGUUUAUUACAAUAAUUUUCAUGUCAUCUUAAUUGCUACUCUACAGUAUGUGAGCAAACAUACCGCAGUUUAUUUCUUAAAAGUAAUGAAGUCCCCAGUGCAGCAUUCACUGAGAAGGAGGGUACGAUUGCUGUAUUAUUUUUGGUGAGAAUUAUUGAUGUUGUAGUGAAUUUGGAUAAAGAAAAAACUCUUUCUUGUUACCUCUGAACAGUUCAAACUUUGGGAUACAAAGACAGUCAGGUACUGUGUGAUUGCAUACAGCAAGUGUAUAAUGUUAAAGAUACAUCAUGUGAUGCUCAGAUACUCACAAUACUUUAAUGAUUUCAUAACCCCUUUCCUAAGACAUCUCCCGUUACAGUUUUCAACUGACGUUUAUUUCGUGCCUUUCGUAUCACACUAGUGGAAGCUGCUAAUACAAACGGAUGGUUGUAUUUGCAGAACAGGGCCUUCAGUUUUUAUUAACUUAAGGAUUUCUCAGAACAUUGCCACAGGAAUUUUCUUUCCUGUCUUGCAUGUUGUUUUUUAUGUAAGGCACAAUAAACUUCAUUUUGGUAAUUCAAACAUCCAAGAACUUUGAUUAGCCAGAAACAUUGUAAGUAGCAGUACAGUAUAAAGAGUUCUUUCCAGGUCUGUUUGUUGCUCAGUUUGUGAGGUGCAACUUCAAACUCAUAAAUGUUUAAAUAAAAAUAUACGUUAAUUUUAUGUACAUAAGAAAAACCACUUCCAUUUCCCCAGCUAAUUUUGGUUUCACUUACAAUAGACACACUUGUUAUUUACUGAGUUACUACCAGGAAACAUGUCAUACGUGACCAAGGGUAUAUUUGUGAAUAUUCUGAGGCAGUCUUCUAAGAUCAAAUAUUGUCUGUCAAGGGUUGUCUCUUGUACAGGUUUCACUGUAUAAAGUGAUGUACAGUAUUUCACAGUGACUAUUGAACAAGAUAAUUCCAUUGCAGAGCAUGGGGGAUAUCUCAGGUCAUCACAGACUAUAUUACAAAUUAAACUUGGUGAGUCUGUAACCUGGAAAAGGAACCCAAACUACACUAAACUAUGUGAGCAAUCAAAUUCCUUUUGAAAAGUAAUAUUGUUUAGGAAUGACAUUUUCAUGUAUUAACAAUUCUGACAUAUAAGACAUUAACAUAUUAAUUUAGACAAAACAUGUCUAGAUGCAUGUUGAGUACAUCUAACGAGAUUCUUUUUGUUAGAUCAUGAUGCUCUUCCAACAUUUUCAUGUAUGAUUUUCAUAGACUUCAGAUUCAAUAAGUGUAUCACAAAGUUAAAGGUCUUACUUAUUUAGGCUCCUGCAGUAUAAAUGUAUAUCAUAGAAUCAUAGACUUUAAGGGAAGAGCUUAAAGGAAUUUCUAAUUUUACAUGGACAUCAUAUACAGGUAAUAGAAUGUGGUCAGGUGUUUUUGUCUUUCAAAACUAAUCACAUCAUCAUCUACUGGAAUUCACCUGGGAAUUUUUAUAAAUUGGCAGUAGAACGGGUAACUGCUAUGUUGUUCUUUAUUCCUAGGUCAGUGUUAUGACUUGUGAUUUUGCGAGUUUUUUUGUUUUAUAAAUAAUUUGCUUAAUGUGAAUAUACACUCCCAUAUUCUAAUUCUGCCUUUAGAUAAAGCUUUGUGCAAACCUUACCCCAGUAGCUGAUGCACAGAGUCUUUUGUAUGCAUUCAGAUAGAACAAACCUCAACCAAGGAAAGACAAUCCAAAGAACAAAACCACUGGUAUGUAGUAGAAAGAAAUCAGAACAGGGCCUUUGUGCUUGCCUCAAAAUUGUGCAUGAUUCUAUUUUCUCUUGACUUUUUCUGUUGUUUACAGACCUCUGUUUUAAAGGUACAGUCAGCACUUAUAAGAAUUUAUCAAAUGAUUAAAUUAUUUUUGUCCUGUAUAUCAGAAUUACACAGAGAUUACAAUCCUUGAAUUGAUACUGAUUUUUGAUACAACGCUGCAAUGGUUUUUUACCCCUUGGAUUGACAUAAAAUAUGCAAGGUUUCUUGGAGAAACUACACUUAAAAGGGUUUUCUAUCUUUUCAGCAAUAUAUAUACCUAUAUAUUUGAAGAAAGGAUUAAAAUCUUCCAUACUAUACAUAGCUCUUUGAAAAAAGGAUUACAAAAGUGAAAGAGAGUGAUUGGCUUCAUACUUGAAUUGCACAAAAGAUUAAGGGCCAGAUUGUGACCUAACAGGCCAAUACGAGGGAGUAUGAAGUUACCAGGUGCCCUGUUACUCCCCUGCACUGGCCAGUAACAUAGCAGUGCAAGAGAGAGGACAGCUUCCUGUGCAGGUGGGUGGGGAGUGGACAGAGCCUUGGCUCCAUUCCCUCAUUUGCCAGCCAGAACAUCUGGAAUUCAUGCUCUGGGGAGAGUGACUCCGUGCCAGGCAUAGGACUGGUGCAGAUAACUUCGCCCUGAGCAAGAGGGGGCAUAGCACUCGCAGUCACAGUCUGGUUCCCGGUCUGCUCCUGCGGCAACACAUCUACAUGCUGCCCCUUGUGCUGGGCUUGUGGCAAAGCCACAAUUCAGCCUUAAAGUAGGGUCUAGCUUCUUGCUGACACAGCAGCAGCUGAGGAUUUGCUGGUAUACAAGAGCUAUGGAUUCAGCUACUUGACAAAUACAGCAUAGUUUCUAAACAUAACUAAAAUCCUCAGAGCAUAUUAAUAAAAUGAAGGUUCAAAAUACAGUGAUUACUUGAAAUGAAGGCAUGCCCUUUUACUGGUGUCACAGGCUCUAUUUAUCAACUAAACAAGUCCACAGGCUAUAAUGGAGUAGGCGACAGUACCCAAACCACCGACUGGUUUUAUUGCAGAUACUAUAGGAGACAGUUUUUCAGCACUCUAGAGACUUUCACCCAUAAACUAUUGCAAUCAUUCCUAUUGGUUACAAUAGUGCCUGUUUUUAUUAUUUUCCCGCCUGACACUUUUUGGGUGGUUUCUUUUUUUUCCUACCUCCUCCACUUUGUGUUUCUGUAUUUGUCUGUUCAUUCUCUGUCCUCACUAAGGGGGUCUGGUCCUGUGAGAUGGUAGGCACCCUCAACUUCCGUUGUCCUCAGCUACUUGACUUUGAGGGUGGGGGCCCUCAGCACCUCUUAUCACAAGGCACUGAAGUGGAGUGCAAAAUAAGGCAAUUGACCCAAUUUUGGAUACCUUGCACCAUUAGAGUCAGUAGACAACCUGAACUCAACAAAUAUUAUCUUUUUAAAAAUGGUCUCCCAAACUAAAACCAAAUAAUUCCUGUUGUUAUGAUUCGGUCAUUCCCCUACAUUAUGACUAGCUUUUAGAUUAUUGUUGUAAAUUUCUCUUUCUUUGAUAUAUACUGCCCUUGUAGAUUACAAAGCCACCAGAGCUUCAACAAAGAGAUGAAAGGAUGGAAUUUGGGAAAACUCUCUUUUAAUACAAUAAAAUCUCCCAUUGACUUAAUUGAGAGAAGGAUCAGCCUCUUUACCUAUCCAUCACACUUGUCUGGAGGAAUGCUGCCUUGUCUAAAGCAGGUCUCUAAUAUUAUGGCUUGUCAGUAAAUACUCCUGGGGGAAUUCUGCGCCACUGUGCAAUGCAGAAUUUUGCAGAAAUUAAUGUUGUGCAUGCAGAAUUUUCUUUGCCCCCCCCUCCCUCCACCGCAGAAAUGGGCUGCAGAAAUGCUAGCUGCCACUAGGGGCUACAGGACCUGUCAGAGCCCAUCUCACAAAUAGAAGACAAGGCCAGGGGGAGGGGGAGGGAACUGGAGGGUUCCCAGCAGUUGCAGUUCCCAACACAGCCUGAAGGAAGGAGACGGCAGUCCACAGGAAACACCCUGCAAGCCCAGGACCCAGCAUCAGGCUGUUUCUCCCUCUGGAUCCCUGGGCUCUAAGAGGGUAGGGUCUGUGAGU
Molecule: messenger RNA, 8252 nt
Organism: Trachemys scripta elegans
Lineage: Eukaryota; Metazoa; Chordata; Testudines; Emydidae
Gene: SYT14
Product: synaptotagmin 14
Exons: 8
Coding region: 444-2912 (822 amino acids)
Source: RefSeq, a predicted model, not a curated record